Molecule: messenger RNA, 1137 nt
Organism: Closterium sp. Naga37s-1
Lineage: Eukaryota; Viridiplantae; Streptophyta; Zygnematophyceae; Desmidiales; Closteriaceae
Source: the annotation of a GenBank genome assembly
AUGCUCACAGCACAACCUCCGUGUCUCGAGCGACUUCUUUCGUCCUUCGCAUCAGUCGCAUUCUUCUCAGCCUUGCGUAAUGUUCUCAUAGUAACGCGCGCCACGCCCAUACAGCGGCUGUCCAGUAGCAGCUGGGUCCACCGCAGCGCCCACUCGCCAUGGAUCCGCCGUUCUUGUCGUUCGUUCAGCCCACCUCGCACUCUCGUUCAGCCCACCUUGCACUCUCGUUCAGCCCACCUUGCACUCUCGUUCAGCCCACCUUGCACUCUCGUUCACCUCACCUUGCACUCUCGGCAAGCUGUGGUCGAAUCCCGUUUUCCUGCUGCCCGCUGCUCCUUCCCGCCCUUAUAUCCCGCACACUCGGCGCGCAGCGGCGGCGCUGAAGGAGUGCGCGGCGGAGUGGGGGAUGAGCGCGGCGGGGUGGGCGCAAGGCGCGGACUGCGCGCGGGCGAAGGGGGUCACGUGCGACAAAGGCGGCAUGGUCACAUCGCUGUCAGUGCCCCGGGGGACGGCAGCGCGAUGGGGGGAGGGGGGGGGCGCGUGGAAAAGAGAGGGGGGACGAUAAGGGGAGCAGCAGGGCAUAGCAGAUGCACAUGGGCGGAGGGGGCGAGGGCCAUGAGAGCGAGAACCGGGCGCACGCGAGCCAUUGAAUGCCGCCCAGUGCUGCCGCCCUUUGCUGCUGCUGCCGCCGCUGCACAUGCAUGGCCUGUCAGUGUGGACCAUGACCCUCUCCUCUCCUUGCGUGCUGCACUCCUCCAUUGCGCCACGUGCAUCAUUGCUCUCUUGCUCAUUCCCUGUCUGCCCCAACCUCCACAACCCUCCCACCACCCUUCCCCUCUCUCCAUGCCUUCUCCCCUCCCCGCAACAACCCCCCCUUGCACGCUGUGCAGGCUCCUGAAUUAUGAGAACCUCACAGGCUCCAUCCCGCUCGCCCUCACCACGCUCUCCCGCCUGCACUCGCUGGAUCUGCGGUCCAACAGUCUCUCUGGGCCUCUGCCGCCCGCCCUCUCCUCCCUCCGCCUGCUCACCUCCCUGGCUGUGAGCGUGGCAGCAGUGAUCGUGGCAGCAGUGAUCGUGGCAGCAGUGAUUGUGGCAGCAGUGAUCGUGGCAGCAGUGAUUGUGCCUUCAGCCGUGUGA